Messenger RNA from Hyaloscypha bicolor E, 729 nucleotides. RefSeq names its product carbohydrate esterase family 4 protein. Gene Ontology annotation, biological process: carbohydrate metabolic process. Lineage: Eukaryota; Fungi; Ascomycota; Leotiomycetes; Helotiales; Hyaloscyphaceae. Gene Ontology annotation, molecular function: hydrolase activity, acting on carbon-nitrogen (but not peptide) bonds. The record is from RefSeq and is a predicted model, not a curated record. The transcript has a single exon. The coding region runs from base 1 to 729 and encodes 242 amino acids. Gene Ontology annotation, cellular component: membrane.
AUGCUUUUCCUCGCCCUCCUCAUCCUCCUGCUCACCCUGUUCCUCCUCGCCUACAUCAUAUACAAACCGCCGAAAUUUGUGAUCGAUUUCCUGCAAUGGAAAUACCCCUCCGUAAUUUUUCAGCUCUCUCUCCCCUCAAACCGAAAGAUUGUCGCGCUCACAAUCGACGACGCUCCGUCGCCAUAUACAGCGCAAAUCCUGGCCUUGCUCAAAGAGUACAACGCAAAAGCAACGUUUUUCAUCAUUGGGUCUCAGAUCGCUUCUCAUCCAGGACUUUUAGAACGGAUCCAUGCUGAAGGUCACGAGACGGGGUCACACGCGUGGCGGGAUGAAGCAUCGUUGUCUCUCACGCUCACUGAUCUCAAACAGCAGACCCAGGAACUCGAAGAAUUGUUACCCGCAAAUGAGAAUGGGGAGAAAUAUUUCAGACCUGGAUCGGGGUUUUUUAGUAAAGAAAUGGUGGAGAUGGUAGAGGGACUCGGGUAUAGGACGGUGUUGGGGUGCGUAUUUCCACAUGAUGCACAGAUCCACAGUGCGAAGUGGAACUCGAGGCAUGUUUUGAGUAUGGUGAGGUCUGGUGCGGUGGUUAUUGUGCAUGAUAGGAGGGGUUACUCGGUUGAGGAGAUCGAGAGAAUUUUGAAAGGUUUACGAACUGGGAGUUGGAUGGUGGAGAGUUUGGGUGGGUUGUUGAGAAUCGCGGAGGAGGAGAGGGUGAAGAAAGGCAGUUGA